AUGAUGUUUCAAGUUUCUACUUCAUCUGGGACUUAAGGCGUGACUGAUGGAGGAGGAGGCGGAGCAGUUUAGCAGCAAUAGCAAUAAGUCAGCAGUUAGAUUAGCGGCUAUAGUAAUAAUAGCUUAGCUUUAUCAAGUCAUUUUGCGAAAAAGGAAGCUGCCCAUUUAAGCAGAUAAGCGACACAUCGUCGCACAAAAUCGCAAUUCGAUUUAUAAACUAGCAAUUUGAGGGGAUAACCUAAUUUGAUAUUAGGCAAUAAUCUGAAUGGAGUGGCAACACACUCACCUUCCGCAUCAAGCAUAGUUGGCGGAGAACAAAAUUAAAUAAAUUACAAUAUUUCAUAGUCUUUAGCCUCCCUUUAACAGAGUCAAUCUUAUUAAGGAUUAUAUUAGCAAUCGCCAACAGAAUCAUAGUCUUUUUGCUCUUAAAUAAGGGAAAAUUCUUCUUCGUCAUCUUCAUCAACUGCAGCCGGAGUGACAUCAAGCGGUUAGGGCUUAUGCCAAAGCUAUAGUAACAACAAUAGCAUCAAUAAUACGAAUAAUCUUACAAAUAAUUCUAUCAAUAACAAUAACAACAACAAUUUAAAUAAUUUAUUAGGCGGUAAGGAGCAAUUAUCGCCAAUGAACACAUCACAAAUGAUCUAGCUAAUGCAGAUUAAAUAAACUUAAGAAAAGUAGUAAAUUAUCGAGACUAUUGAUUAAGAUUUUUAGAAAUUUAGUGCAUGCAAUUCGAUGAAUAAUGGUUUCAAUUUUGGUAAAAACAAAGGGAAAGCACAGUAACGAAGUGCUGGAUUUUUUAGCGAUAUAAAAGGAUAUACAUGCAAUUAGAAUGGAAAUAACUAAAAUAAUCAAUAAAAUUAAAUGCAAAAUUAAAGUAUUUACUCCUAACUUGCAAUAUCUUCCGGAUAAAAUCCUAACAGCAGUAUGCCGUUUAAUUCGACUUUAAAUCAAAAUACUUGUUAGACUUUAGCAGGUAAUCAAAAUUUAGGUUAACCUUCGUUAAAUCUCAUGACAAUUUAUGCAAAUCAUGCAAGCGGACUCCAAACAAUUCCAGAAUAGGAAAUAAGUUCAAUGGAUUGCCCUAACAUUUCUCAUCCAGGCUCAACAAGAAAUUAAGAUGAUAAAAGAAUAGUUUUUCACUCGCAUUCUAGUAGUUAUUCCACAAAUCCACAGCAAGUGAGUUAAUAAGUUUCCCCUAUCCUCCCAUCUUAGUAAAAUCAGCUACUCCUACACUCAAGUCAUAGCAGUGCAUCAAAUAGCGCUGCUCCAACUCAUCAUAAAUAAAAUUCAUCAUUGGGUGGUCACAACCAUUCGAGUUCAUAAAAUAGUGCUACAUUUUAAAGAAUGUUAAAUCCUUCCUAAUUUUCGGCUGAUCAAUUCACGAACGCAAAUCAAAACGGGUUACAGACAAACGAAGAUAGAGAGUAUAAAAUAUCAUCAGCAAGAGAACACUAUAAAGCCUCUGAUCAGAACUCUCUCACUAAUAUUACUCCAAAAAUGGUUAUAACUCCAGGCAAUUCUUCUAAUUCAAAAGAAAAAAAAUUCUUCUCUUCUGUUAAAAAGUAAUCACAACAUGGCUCUGCUUCGAAUGUUUCUCAAUAAAAUUAAAACAUAAAUAAUAAUAAUAAUUAAUAGUAAAAUUAACCACAGUAAUAGCACUAAUAAAUUUAGUAAUAAAUACAGUAGUAAUAACAAUAGCAGCAGUAAUAAAAUCAUUAACAUUUACAUCAAUAACAAUAACAAUAACAAAUACAAUAACAAUAAUAAUAAUAAUAAUUGCAGUAACUGCCAUAACAACAGUAGUAGCAAUAGGUAUAGAUAUAAUAGCAAUAACAGUAAAUAGUGCCUUAAAUGUUAACUUAAUCUUUAAGCUAACCUCUGCAAACUCAGUCAAAUGUAAAUUCUUUGUCAUAAAGCCAAAAUAGUUAGACAAUAUAAUAAAUGAUCUUAAACUCACAGAUGAGCAAACGUAAAAAAUAGUCUUCUCUUACCGAAGAAAUGGACUCAUCUCUUAAAAUAAUUUAAGCUUAAGUGUAAAAGUUUGAAAAAACUAUUAAUGUUACAACUGAUAAAAAGAAGCAACAAGUUUUGCAAUAAAAGAAAUCCCCAACAAGCUUAAAGUUAAAAUUUGAAGCAGAAAAAGAAACAAAUAAUUCUUCCUUCAUUUAGUAAUAGUCGUAAUAGCAAUAGUAAUAGUAAUAGUAAUAAUAAUAAUAACAACAACAGUAAUCUCAGUAAUAACAGUAGUUGAUGCAAAUUUAACAGUUUUUAGCGUAAGCAAACAGUAAUCGUGCAUUUUUGAAAGAAUAAAACUGCAACAGCGAUCGUCCAAUAAACUCAAACUAAAACUAAUUCUAUCCUUCAAACUAGAUAUAUAGUUAAAAUUAAUUAAAUAACACAUUUUCCCAAAUAAAUUACAGUAAUAGCACUGCAACAAAUACUAAUAACUCUAAUUGUACUGUAAACGAACACAAAUAAAAUAGAUCUGAUAGAAACGUCAACGAAUCUAAGAAUCUGAAGGUUUAAAUACUUCACUAAUAACUAUAGCAAGCUUAAAAUUCUCUUGCUAAUCAAUAAUCUAUUUCUUAAAAGUAAUUAAAAUAAACCCCUCAGCAAUAGUAACCGCAGUAACAAGGCCAAAGCUUGGCUGGAAACAUCAGCACUUCAAAAAGCAAUCCAACUCUUCAUUAAAGAAAAAGCUCUGCAGUUGUGCAAUCAAACAACUAAAAUUAAAAUUAAAUCAAUAACUCUCUACUAAAUCAAUCGAAUCAGCAAUAAUCUUAGCUUUAAUAAUAUUUAUUUGCGAAUACACAUACAAUUAGUAAAAAUACAGGUGAGAAUCCAUAAACAAACAACAACCAUUUAAAUUAAUUAUAUUAAAAUUAAAGUUAAUAAUAAAUAAAUCAAAAACAUAAAAUAAUGAGUUCUGUUUCAUAAAUGUAGCAAUACUUAAUAAACUAACAAAACAGUAAUAGUCAAAGUAUACCUCAUGGAAUUAUUAACAGCAAUAGCUUGAACAGUUUAAACUCUAUUAAUUAAAACCCAUAAAAUUUUGAGUAAAAUAGAAUAUAAUAACUUGAGUAAACCGUCUCAGAGCUGACUAAGAAAAUUAACUUGUUGGAACAAACCAACAAACUUUUAAUAUUAAAAUUCAAUCAGCUCUUAGAUGAAAAGCAGUAACCUUCUGAUAAAAAGCUGAACCUUUAAAAAUUAAUUUAAAAUAAAUCACACAAAAACAAUUAAAUAUGA
Tetrahymena thermophila SB210 is the source of this 3249-nucleotide messenger RNA. RefSeq lists its product as hypothetical. The record is from RefSeq and is a predicted model, not a curated record. The transcript is spliced from 3 exons. NCBI's taxonomy places the organism in Eukaryota, Ciliophora, Oligohymenophorea, Hymenostomatida, Tetrahymenidae.